AUCGUUAUUCCGCUUACAUUAUAGAAUUGCUCAGAAAGACCUAAUAUUAAAUAAUGUUUUAACAGGCGUUCAAAAAAGAUAACUAUUAUAUCUGAUUCGGACGAAAAAGACGAAGAAUAUCAAGCAAGCGGCAGCAGUAGCAGUAGUAGUAGCAGCGAGUCAGAAAAAGAAGAAGAGAAAGUCAAGGAGACUAAAAAACGUCGUAGAAUUAAAAGAGUUAAUGACAGUAGUGACGAUGAGGAUAAAUCCACCAGAAAGACCAUUAGGAAAGUGAUCGGCCACGAGUCUCUUGCUGAAUCAACGAAGAAAGCCGAAAAGGAAGAAAAAGAAAGGAAGGCUCGCAUACUGGAGCGCCAAAAGAAGUAUAACCAAAUUUUCGACGAACCUAAAGAUGCGACUUUAGAGAAGCUAGUGUUGGAUUUUGACGUGGAAAGUAAAAAAGAACUGUUGUCUGUGAACCCAACUAUUGUCAAAAAGCUAAAGCCCCAUCAAGGAAAGGGUGUUCAAUUCAUGUGGGACACAUGUUAUGAGUCAGUGGAGAGGGCCAAAUCUACUGCAGGUUCCGGUUGUAUUUUGGCUCAUUGUAUGGGUCUUGGAAAAACUUUACAGGUUAUUGCAUUGACACACACUCUUUUAACAAAUGAUGAAAUUACUAACGUUAAGAAUGUGUUGGUUGUGUGCCCUUUAAACACAGUUUUGAAUUGGGACUCUGAAUACAAGAGAUGGUUGCGUGAUGUGGAGGGACCUGAAAUAAACGUAUUUGAAAUGGUGUCCAGUAAAAACAACGCGCGAGAAUUUGUAGUCGAAGAUUGGUAUAAAGAGGGAGGCGUUUUAAUUAUUGGUUACGAUAUGUUUAGAAAUUUAACGAAUCCAACAAACAAACGCUUGAAAAAGAAAGCCAGAGAAAUUUUUCAAAGAGGCCUUGUCAAUCCGGGACCUGAUUUAGUUGUGUGUGAUGAGGGUCAUCUUCUAAAAAAUGAAAAAACAAAUUUAAGUAUCGCAAUGAAUAGAAUUCGUAGUGUAAGAAGAAUAGUACUUACUGGAACCCCUAUGCAAAAUAAUUUGAAGGAAUAUUAUUGCAUGGUUCAAUUCGUAAAACCAAAUUUAUUAGGAACUUAUAAAGAGUAUAUAAACAGAUUUGUCAACCCUAUCACUAAUGGACAGUACACAGAUUCAACGCCUCACGAUAUAAACAUUAUGCGAAAACGAUCUCACGUGCUGCAUACAAUGCUGGACGGCAUAGUACAGAGAAAAGACUAUUGCGUGUUGACGCCAUAUCUACCUCCGAAGCAUGAAUAUGUGUUAUUUUUAAAGCUUACUCCUGUACAAAUUAAAUUAUACCAACAUUAUAAGAGUAACUUUUCACAAAAGCCAUCGGAGGGAAAAAUAAAAUCUUCAUUUCUAUUCAAAGAUUUUCAACAAUUCCAAAGAAUUUGUACUCAUCCGCGAGUACUUUUAAUGAAAAGUAGGGAGGUGCAGGCAAAGGAUUUGCUAACUACAGACGAAGAUUCUGAAGGUUCUCUAAAAGAUUUCAUAGAUGACGGAUCUGAAAAGUCCAGUAGCAGUAGCUCUAGCGAAUCAGAUGGCGAAGUUUCUGACAAAUCGACGGAUUCUAAAAAAAAAAACACCAAAAAACCUCAGAAACGCAUGACUAGAACUUCAGCGGCUGCACAAACAAUUGAUGUGGAAAAAAGAAGUACAGCCCCUCAAGGAUGGUGGAGUCAGUAUUGCAGUGAUGAGGACUAUGAAAACAUUGGGCUAAGCACUAAACUUUACCUACUAUUUAAAAUUAUAGAGGAAUGCGAACUGAUAGGAGAUAAAUUAUUAGUAUUUUCACAGUCUUUAUUAUCGUUAAAUAUAAUCGAAUAUUUUUUGGCCAAAAUUGAUGAUGCUACGCAGCAAGAUAAGCAUGACACUGUGUGUGGUUUUUCUGGUUCGUGGAGCUUGGGUCAAGAUUACUUUAGGUUAGAUGGUUCAACGUCUUGUGAUAAUCGACAACAUUGUUGUAAACGAUUUAAUGAUAAGGACAAUUUGCGUGCUAGAUUAUUUUUAAUAUCAACUAAAGCCGGUGGUCUUGGCAUAAACUUAGUGGGGGCCAACAGGGUAGUUAUAUUCGACGUGUCUUGGAAUCCAUCACAUGAUACGCAAAGCAUCUAUCGGGUUUAUAGAUUCGGUCAAACAAAACCGUGCUACAUCUACAGAUUUGUCAUGUGGGGAACAAUGGAAACAAAGAUAUAUGAAAGACAGGUGACAAAGCAGGCAAUUUCGAAGAGAGUCAUUGAUGAGCAACAGAUUGAUAGGCACUAUAAUCAAACUGAUCUAGCCGAAUUAUAUACGUUUGAUCCCGAACCAAAUGAGGAUAUAAUACCUCUCGUUCCAAAGGAUGUCCUUUUGGGUGAGCUGUUACAAAAGGAGAGGGAUCGUAUUUUUAAAUAUCAUGAACAUCAAUCAUUACUUGAAAAUAAAGAGGACGAAGAAUUAAAUGAAGCCGAACGCAAAGCAGCUUGGGAAGAAUUUGAACAUGAAAAAACAACUCGAGUUACAGUCAAUGCAUCAACCUUAGGUUGGAUAAGGAAUCUUCCAAUAUCGAGUAUUCACGUAGCAUUAAGAAGUAUUGUCCAAAGAGAUAAUCCCAAUUGGAGUAGCGAUCAAAUUAUGUGUGUUGUGCCAUCGAUAGUACAGCAGCUAAGAACCCAAGUGGACGAAGGAAAGCUUUUGCUAUUUGAACGAGUUGUUGAAGAGAUAAGAACUAUGCAAGUAAAGCAACAAAAGAAUUUCCAAGAGUAUUUGAAGAGACAGCAACAGUUCCAGCAGCAACAGCAGCAGCAGCAAAUGCAUGUGUACCAACAACAUCUCCGUCAGCAAAUGUUCCCUCAAGUAAACACAUCAGAUGUUGUUGAACUGAUUGAUUAAUUUAUUGAUAGGAUAGUGUCUAAUUUUAAAAUAAAUUUUUUUACUGUAAAUAGUAUGUAGCCACAGUUAGCAGAUUUUAAUGUUAUAUUUUGUUACUGUUUCUUUUUAUAAAACUUUCCAGAGUUUUCUGAGUUUUUCGUACAUAAAUUUCAU
Molecule: messenger RNA, 3066 nt
Organism: Photinus pyralis (common eastern firefly)
Lineage: Eukaryota; Metazoa; Arthropoda; Insecta; Coleoptera; Lampyridae
Product: transcriptional regulator ATRX homolog
Exons: 14
Coding region: 511-2913 (800 amino acids)
Cellular component (GO): nucleus
Molecular function (GO): ATP binding; ATP-dependent chromatin remodeler activity; ATP hydrolysis activity
Source: RefSeq, a predicted model, not a curated record